GAGGAGCUCAUGCUGCGUGUGCAGGGUUUUCUUGUUGAGUCUACUCUGCCUCCUAUCAGGCGUAACCAACUCCCAUCAAACCCGAACCGGCUCAUUGAUCUCAGGCAAACUGUAACUGUGAGCGGCCUGGGCGUGGAGCCCUUUGACGGUGCAGUCAGUGCAGUCAUGACCAUCUAUCAGCAUUUUUGUGCGCACCUUGUCGGACACAAUUUGCGCACCUGGAGCACAUCACAUCUGGAGAACCACCUUACGCUUUCCUUUGGGAAUCGGUACCUCACUGCUUCAAAGUUUGCUGAAGGCGAACCACGGGGUGAUCUCAGCAAUGUCGUGGACCCCUUCUAUAUUCUGCAGCCCCGUCUCACCAGUCAGGUCCAUCUGCAAGAGAAUGUGGUUGAGUACUGGGAGCAAACAGUGACAGAGAACCAGGGCAGGUUGAUCAGUUCCUUCCGCCGCAUCAAGCCGGAUGUAAUCUUCCCCGGCACCAUGGUUGAACUCCAGAUUGCCUUUGUGGCUGUCAAGGUUGGGUGUCAUGAAUAUAUAUUCCUGCCGAAGCUGUGGGCGAUUUGUGUCCUUAGUCAUGCAGUGCAAUUGGUAAUUAAGGUGUCUCUGUUUAACCUUCACCAUGCUCAUUACAUGCAGGACUAUAACUCAUUGGCCUUGAGAGAUCUAAGCCUAUGUGCUGUCUCGCCACUCAAGAAGGUCAAGCGCAAGGUGGGGUAUGGAGAGCAGGAAGAG
Trametes versicolor FP-101664 SS1 is the source of this 735-nucleotide messenger RNA. RefSeq lists its product as uncharacterized. The record is from RefSeq and is a predicted model, not a curated record. NCBI's taxonomy places the organism in Eukaryota, Fungi, Basidiomycota, Agaricomycetes, Polyporales, Polyporaceae. The transcript is spliced from 3 exons. The annotation marks the transcript as partial.